AUGAUUGUAUCCGAUGGUUGGGCCGCCUACGGUGGCAUCAGAACCCUCCAGAGAGCGUUUACACACAGAUGGGUCAAUCACAAAGUAAACUUUGUUGACCCCAGCGAUCGACGAGUUCACACUCAGUCUAUUGAAGCCACAUGGGGUGCUUUCAAACGGGAACUCAAAGCGAAAUAUGGCGUCCCAGAAGAUCAACUCGACGGAUACAUGUCGACAUACAUGUUUAGACGAUACUUCGGAAGAAAAAAACUUCUGAACCACCUUCUGAUCGAGAUGAAGUAUUAUAAGAAAGAAGAUGACUAUGAUUCAAGUGAAUCUGAACUCUCCACGGAUGAAAGCUCUGAUUACGACGGCGGUGAAGACGAGUCCGAUUCCAGCGACCCGAAUCAUGGAGACGACGAUGAUGAAGACGGAGCAGAUAGUACAGUUGAUGAUAAUAAUGGCUAUGAUGAUGAUGAUGACAAUAAUGACUAUGAAGAUAAUGGUGAUAAUAAUGAUGAUGAUGAUUAUGAUGAUGACGAUAUCCAAAACGAGGAUGAAUCAGAGUUUGAGGAAGAGCAGGAGGGAGAGCAAGAAGAAGAACAGGACGAAGAGCAGGACGAAGAGAAGGAGGAUGAGGAGCAGGAUGAGGAGCAGGAUAAGGAGCAGGAUGAGGAGCAGGAUAAGGAGCAGGAUGAGGAGCACGAAAAGAAUCACGAAGAUGAGUACGAAGAUGAACAGGAAGAGGAAGAUCAAUUGACUGAAGCACCGACCACGAAAAUCUUCAGAAAAAGAAAACAGUUCGAUUCUGAUAGAGUUUCAUUUGCUCCCAAACAACGAAAUGAAAGAAACAAUCGCGCCUUUACAUUUUCAACAAGACAAACCACAAUGGCUGCUCGUUUGAAUCGAAAUAGAAACGAACGUCGAAGUUCUUCUACCGCUUCUACAAUGAGAACCACCACCUCUUCUAAGCCAGAAAUGAUUAUCAAAACCAACAGACCAAUUUCGUCAACUACACCAAGGCAAACGACGACCAAAACUCGAAAACCUCGGAAGAAGACACAAAGUCGAAAAGCUGAUCCUACAACCACCAUCACAACCACAGCAACCAUGAGGACCACGACCACCAUGAGAACAAGACGAACAACUUCCCAUCAGUCGAGAAGAACCACGACAGAACCUCGUACGAAACGGACGACGUCUGCCCCUGAAACGAGACAAACAACCAUCACCACUCAGAAGACUCGGAAUGAUAGAAGAAGACGCGGGCGGCCCACUACCACCACUCCAAGAUCGACUACCAUUACUCCAAGAUUCACAACCACUACUCUAAAAUCCACUUUCACCGGCCGAAGGAAGUUCAAAGGACGCGGAUAA
This is a messenger RNA of Caenorhabditis briggsae, 1356 nucleotides long. NCBI's taxonomy places the organism in Eukaryota, Metazoa, Nematoda, Chromadorea, Rhabditida, Rhabditidae. Bases 1 to 1356 code for a protein of 451 amino acids. The record is from RefSeq and is a predicted model, not a curated record. The transcript has a single exon.